This is a messenger RNA of Beta vulgaris subsp. vulgaris (sugar beet), 3349 nucleotides long. RefSeq names its product polyadenylate-binding protein 5. The transcript has 7 exons. Gene Ontology annotation, molecular function: RNA binding. The record is from RefSeq and is a predicted model, not a curated record. The coding region runs from base 1050 to 2996 and encodes 648 amino acids. Gene Ontology annotation, cellular component: ribonucleoprotein complex. Lineage: Eukaryota; Viridiplantae; Streptophyta; Magnoliopsida; Caryophyllales; Amaranthaceae.
AAAAUUUGCCCUCGAACUUUAAAGUUAGAUGUUUAAUAUUAACGAAACAACAACUUUGCGCUUUGUUAAUAUUACAUUUUGCUUAAUCUAAUUCUCAACACAUACAUUGUUUAAGUUUAUUGGUUUUUUUUCCUGAAACUAUACUCACUCUUGUGGCUAUUAAUAGUUCUUAGAAAAUAAUCGUAACAACUCCUAUAUCUUACUUUCUAAAAUUUUAAGUUGUACUUAUAGUACACUUUGAUACCAACCAACAAACAAUAUACUUAAAAAAAAUUACCAUAAGUUAGGCAAAUAGAAAUUUUUAAUGUGAAUGUCAGCUAUCUUAAUUACUAAAUUUUUAUUUGAAUAAAAUUCAAAAUAUGUGAUCGAAUCUCUUCUACAUUAUUAUGCUUAUCCACUUUCUAACAUUUAUAAAAUGAAAUUUUUUUAACAUAUAAAAACAUAAUAUUCUAAAAUUCACUAUAUCCACAAUAUAAAAAAUAACUAAAACUUGCUCCACCGUGAUGAAGAUUACACUCUUGCAAACAAAAAAAAAAAAAGGAAAGAAAUCAAAAUCAAAAUAGCCAAGUUUAUUUCAUACCAUAAAAGUAAAAUCCCAAAAAAGAAAAAAACCCAAAGACACAAAUUACAAAUAACUGCCAAUUCCAGUCGUUACUCAUUAGUCCGUAGUACAUGUAAUGUCUCUCUCUCUGUUUCCUCACUUUUUGAGCUAUGAACCAAGUCAACCAACCAAACAAACAAAGAUACGCCACAUCAUCAUUCUCUCAAAGAAAACAACCUCGUAUUCGAAACGUUUCUCGUUAAACUGAGUAUAAAUAGUUGUUAACUCCCCUGACUCAUUCCACCUUACUCUUAGUCUUUCUCUCUCCUCUCUGUUUUAAUUUUUUUUCUUCCUCCACCCCAAUUUUUUUUGGUGGAAGAAAUAUUCUCUGUUCACUUCUUUUACAUAUUCCUAAAUAAACUCAUCCAAACCCCAAAACUCUCCUCCAAAUAUCAGAAAACCCUUUGUUUUAUUCUUUAAAAAAAUUAUUAAACUAUAUGAAAUUAUAAUGGAGACGGCUGGGAAUCAGCAACAACAACAGGGUGCAUUGGCGGUUGUAGGUAAUGAGGCGAAUGCGGCGGUGGAGUUUGGGAAUAUGUCAUUGUAUGUGGGAGAUUUGGAUGCGAAUGUGAAUGAGAGUCAAUUGUAUGAUCUGUUUUCCCAAGUGGCUCCUAUUGUCUCUGUCAGGGUUUGUAGGGAUCAACACAAACGUUCUUCUCUUGGUUAUGCUUAUGUCAAUUUUGGCUCACCUCAGGAUGCUGCAAAUGCCCUGGAGGUUCUUAAUUUUACGCCUGUAAAUGGCAGACCUAUCCGGAUAAUGUAUUCUCAUCGGGAUCCCAGCCUCCGAAAGAGUGGGUACGCUAAUGUGUUUAUUAAGAACUUGGACUCCUCAAUCGAUAACAAAUCACUCUACGACACUUUUUCUGCUUUUGGAGCCAUACUUUCGUGCAAGGUAGCGGUUGAUAAUAAUGGUCAAUCGAGAGGAUACGGAUUUGUUCAGUUUGAGCAGGAGGAAGCUGCUCAAAAGGCAAUUAAUAGUUUAAAUGGCAUGUUGCUGAACGAUAAACAAGUGUACGUAGGAUAUUUUGUUCGGCGUCAAGAAAGAAUUGGAACUAAUGGAUCACCUAAAUUUACUAAUAUUUAUGUGAAAAAUUUAUCUGAAAAUCAUACGGAUGAGGACCUUGAUAAAAUUUUCUCCCCUUUUGGUUCUAUCACUAGUGCUGUUGUAAUGAAAGAUCCAAACGGGAAGUCCAAAUGUUUCGGUUUUGUAAACUUUGAGAGUCCGGAUUGUGCUGCAACUGCUGUUGAGAAGUUGAACGGAACCAUUCAUGAUGAAAAGGCUUGGUAUGUCGGAAGGGCUCAAAGGAAAUCAGAAAGGGAAGCAGACUUGAAAGCUAAAUUUGAACAAGAAAGGAUCAGUCGAUAUGAAAAGUUGCAGGCUGCAAAUUUGUAUUUGAAAAAUCUUGAUGACAGCAUAAAUGAAGAAAAACUAAAAGACUUGUUUUCUGAGUUUGGAGCUAUAACAUCAUGCAAGAUCAUGCUUAAUCCCCAUGGAAUUAGCAAAGGAUCUGGUUUUGUUUCCUUUUCAACUCCAGAAGAAGCAACAAGAGCAUUAAAUGAAAUGAAUGGUAAAAUGAUUGGAAAGAAGCCUCUAUAUGUUGCCAUUGCCCAACGUAAAGAGGAACGGAAGGCGAGGUUGCAGGCUCAGUUUGCUCAAGUCCACCUGCAGGGAGGAGUAGCACCCUUGCCAACGGGGAUGCAUGGUUUCUUUCCUGGGUCACCUAGGCUUUCUCCUCAGCACCUUUAUUUUGGCCAAGGUGCUCCGAGUAUGCUUCCCCAUCAUCCUGCCGGAUACGGCUUCCAGCAGCAAAUCUUGCCUGGGAUUCGCCCAGGAGUUCCCCCGAACUUUAUGAUGCCUUUCCAUGUUCAUAGGCAAGGACAGCCUGGACAACGUAUAGGUGGCAGGAGAGGUGGUAAUUCUCAUCAGCUGCAGCAACAUAAUCAGACGCCAAAUCGCAAUGGUGGACAGAGUUUCAGAUAUAUGGGUAAUGGACGAAAUGGUGUUGAUACAUCUGUGGUUCCUCAAGGAAUGGUGAGGCAGAUGAUGCCUAUGCCUUUGGAUGUUUCUGGGAUGCCCUUGAGUCCUGUUGAUGCUGCGAGAUCUGGUCCUGUGUCGAUGCCGACACUUGCUUCUGCCUUGGCUGCUGCAUCUCCUGAGAGUCAACGCAUGAUGCUAGGGGAACAACUAUAUCCACUGGUGGAGCGUCUCGAGCAUGAUAAUGCAGGAAAAGUGACUGGCAUGCUGCUAGAGAUGGACCAGACAGAAGUACUGCAUCUUAUUGAGUCUCCUGAUGCUCUCAAGAAGAAAGUUUUGGAGGCCAUGGACGUUCUCAAUUCAUCUACCUUGAGUUCUGAAGUUGGUGACCAGCUUGGCUCACUCUCACUUACUGAAUAAGUCGUUCAUACUCUUUCAUCAAUUAAAAAUAUCUUCUGCCACGAAGGCCCAAAUAUUAGAGGGUAGGUUGAGCUUUCAUUCAUGGGGUGGUAUUUUUUUGAAAAAAAAUAAAGAAUAAAAAAAAUAAAAAAUUUUGGUUCGGAUAUUCCAAAAACUAGUUUCAUAGGAUUUCAUUUAGGUUGCUUAAGCUUAACUCAUUAUAGUAUAAAAUUGUAUUCACACAUACUCGAUAGGAUUUUUUGGACAUCAUUACAUGGAAUGUUUGGAUAUCAUUAUCUGAGUUUCAUGGAGAUGUUUAGAAUUUUUAAGGUUGGCAUGAAAUUUGGAAAUCAUUUUCUGAGAAUUUUUUUCUA